Molecule: messenger RNA, 3127 nt
Organism: Pimephales promelas (fathead minnow)
Lineage: Eukaryota; Metazoa; Chordata; Actinopteri; Cypriniformes; Leuciscidae
Source: RefSeq, a predicted model, not a curated record
AAGCUAAAUCAUUCGCAUGCACAACUUGGAUGCCAAAUGAAAUCAUUGAUAGAUUUGUUCGUAGAGAGAAGCAACCAACAGUUGAUGUUGUGAGAAGAGAGGAAGCUCAACAGGAGGGGCUUCAGAGUUGACAGCGUGAACAUAAAUGUAGCUAGAUGUCACUCAACAAAAUCACACCUUUGGAGCUAUCUGUUGUCUGCAGGUGGUUUGAAUUUUGAUUUCUGUAGUUCUGCUUUUCUUUUUUUGAAGUGGCCAGCCAGAAAGUGCAAAUGCAUGUUAUGUGUCAUUUUUAGAUGAACACUUGGUGCCUGGAAACGUGUUAGAGGUGGAAAAGCUAUGCUGAUGUGACAGAUGUCUCAACAUCCGCACAGGAAGCUGGAGAGAGGAAGGGAGAGCGCACAAGUGGGAAAACAGCCAUUUAAUCACCCUUUGAAUAAAAAGAAGAGUGAACAGAGUGCCGUUGCCAGUGACCAGGUGAAACGAAUACUAUAUCAACAUAUUUGCAAGAAGCUGAUCAGGAAAUCUGAAAGCCAGGAUCCACAACAGCUGCGUGCAUCCAACACACCCGACUCUUAUUUUGAGGAGGACAAUCCAUUAAGAAGAACAGUCUCAGAGCCUAUUCUAAAGCUGCGACCAAAAAGAAGUGUAAACUCGAGAAAGAACCCACUGCAGUGUAAAACCAGUGCGCCCCCUGCUGUCAGAUCAUCUGAUUUUUUGGAUAAAAGGAUGAGCCAUCAAGAGCCACAUACCUAUCCUGCAUCAUCAUACAAGGAUGAAUCUCCUCUACACAUUGGCGUUCAGAACCCCAUCCUCUUGUCUCCCGCUCAUUUACAGCCACUGCAUCAACCGGUCUUUAACAUUUAUUCACAUAAUUUGCUUACAGUCCCACUCCCAGAACAUUGUGUAGUGAUGCCUCAUAGGCCUUUGUGCAAAACCCACUCGGAACCUUCUUUUAUUCAGCAUUGUACGCACAUACACACUCAGACUCUUAUGGUUCCACACCCCAUGUACCAUCAGCGGUGGCCACAGGAUACAUUCCAACAACAUGCUCCAAAAAAGGUACCUGUUCGCCCAUCGUGGCCUGUGUCUACUGGAAAGCUGGAAAGGGACAGCGAGAGAGCAAGAGAAGCAAGCGUUCCAUCUCAAGUCACGCGUGAUAACUGUUGCAGUAAUACCCCUAGAGAACUGCACAGUAAAGAUUAUUGGGAUUGGCAAAAAAAAAAUACCACCGGAAAGUUGAACGUGUGCAAUCCUCUCCAGACACCUUUGAAAGAAAUCUGCCUUCACAUCUAACCUCACCUCUUGCCCGGAAUGUAAGGAGCAAACCAAAAUACAUCACAGGUUUGGUGUAUGACUCACAUAUGCUGAAUAGCGUGCGUCACUGUGGAGAUAUCAGCUUUCACCGUGAACAUGGUGACAGAAUUAGACGUAUCUGGUCAAGAUUGCAGCAGUGUGGCCUCAGGGAUCAGUGUGAGUGGGUUAAAGGCAGGCUGGCCACUUUUGAGGAACUACAGUCAGUUCAUUCAGAGCAACAUAGUUUUCUUCAUUCUGGGCUCUUAAAAAAAGAAUCAAAUAGUUCCUGCAGUACAGCAGCACUGAACAUGGCAUUCGGCAGUGUGAUCGAGCUGGCUCUGCAUGUGGCUAGAGGAGAGCUAAGGAAUGGAUUUGCUUUGGUCACCCCUUCAGGACACCAUGCAUCACAUUCUAAAACAAAUGGCCCCUGUAUGUUUAAUUCUGUGGCCAUAGCGGCUAAACAGCUUCAGGAUCGAAUAAAGGUUAAAAAGAUCCUUAUAGUCGACUGGGGUCUUCGUCAUGAUAAUGGAACUGAGAAGAUAUUCUACUCCGAUCCUAAUGUCCUCUGUAUUUCCCUCCAUCACUAUGACAAAGGUUGUUCAUUCUAUGGUACUGGAGAACCAUCCAUGAUAGGAUCUGCUGAUGGGAAAGGCUAUAAUGUAAAUGUGGCGUGGUCAGGAGGGCUGAGUCUUCCAAUGGGAGAUGCAGAAUAUCUAGCUGCAUUCAGAACCGUAGUUAUGCCUAUUGCUCAUGAGUUUUCCCCAAAUGUGGUGCUGGUUUCAGCUGGUUUUGAAGCUGCAAAGGGUCUCUCAGGAUACAUGGUCUCAGCAAGAUGUUUCGGGUUCUUGACACGAAAAUUAAUGGAGUUGGCUGAAGGUCGAGUGGUGUUGGUGUUAGAGGGAGGUUAUGACCUCAUAUCCGUCUGCGAUGCAUCUCAAGCCUGUGUCAGUGCUCUCGUGGGAAAUGAGCCUGAGCCUUUAGCUGAGGAGGAAUUACAGAGGAUUCCCUGUGCCAACGCGAUCGAAUCUCUGGAGACAGUACUGAAGGCUCAGAGCAAGUACUGGCGUUCAGCGAGCUCCAUGUUGGAAACUGUGUCUCUGUCUUAUGUAAAAGGAGAGAGGACAUACUCGGCAGGCACUGAAGCUGCUUUAGUCUUGGGUGCCAGAAGCCGUUUCCCAAAUGAGCCAAUGGAGCAUGAUGAAGAUGAUUCAAUGUAGAAGUCUACUCCUUUUCUGGGGGACUUCAUUCCUCUCCAAGCAGAAGCUGGACAUCCUGUGCUUUAACUGACUGAAGCUACUGUAAUAUUACUGUGUGAGACAGGAGACAAUCCUUAGGAACUAAGAUCAACAAAAGAACUUAACUGUCAUAAUCACAUCUAGUGUGUGAUUUAUUCAAAUGCUGACUCUGUCCUUGGUGGAUUUGAAGGACUUUGACCAUUUAUUUCUAAGCUUUUAUUAAUUGCACUUUAUAUUCAUCCAUUUAAAAAAAAAUCCUGAGACAUUAUACAUUGUUUGUUUUAUUAUUAUUCAUAUUGAUUUCUCUUCAAUGAACAUGUAAGGCAGCUUAUCCUUGAAUGUAAACUACGUAUAUAGCAAACACAAAGAAAAGGGAACAAAGUGCUUUUUGCUAUAUCGUUUGCAAGACCAUUUGGGCUGAUACUAAUUUCUGAGGAUAUUAUUUUUCUUUUUUAUCACCAAAUUGCUUUACAAUUAAAUUGAAAGUUUUUUGUGUGGAAUGCCAUUACACAAUUUGCCUGGAUUUGUAUGUUUUGUAGGCUUUUCAGUUUUCUUCAACAUGUUUUGCUAUUCUCAGAAUUAAAUAAAGCUGUAUUUUU